AUGCCACUCCGCUCCCGCAACCUACCCCAUUCAGACCGACCCCAGUGCCAGGCGCUUGUGUCAUCCCGCUACGCGACUUCAGCCGAGCAAUGCCUUGUACCAUCUCGCCGCGAUUCCACGUUCUGCCAUUUGCAUUACAGGUUGAUCCGACGAAAUCUGCGAUGGACUACGAUGCGGAUGCAAGGCAUGGAGGUGACCUCGCUCACAGCAUCCAGGCACGGUGAUCGUAUUCUAAAGAUUGAGAUAAAGGAUUGGGUGUACAAUGAUUCGGUCCAGAUCGGUUCGGAUGAUGAGGAUAUGGGUGACAGCUUCAGCGAUCGCUUAGUUGACGAGGAUCCUUUGGACAGCAGCUCCUGGAGCGACGCGGACGAAACCGUGUCUGAUUCCAGGGCCCCGAAUUCGGAUGGUGAAUCGGUGCUCUCGAUUGGAAACGUCGGUAGAGGCGCUCAACCUACUCCGCGUCGUUCACGUAAUAUCCAACGUCCAACAGCCAGUCAUCGACAAUUCAUUCCGCGGCCCGCCAGCAUUCCCCGGGAUGAGACCCCUCUAGAUCGCACAAUUCCGGAUUCUUCAGAUCGGGGCGACUCUUCUGACGGCGGGGGUUGGCCUUUCGGCUAUCCUCCCUCUCCCCGCAAUCACUUGGGCCUAUUUGGUAGUGGAUACGCUCUUCAGACGGAGAACAUCUCCAAUCGCUCGUUGUCGUCAUCGACCGAUACUACGCUUCACAUGGUUCAGGACUUGGACGACAUCUCUGCCCUUGUGAAUGAGGCUAGUGAUUGCCCUAUCUGCCAGGAGAACAAGUCGCCGAUGCGGCAGUUAUAUGACUGCGGACACAAAUACUGCUCUGAAUGCCUUCAGAGCCAUGUCACUAGCGACGGCGAGUGGCGGCUUCGCUGUCCUAUGGAUCGUAGCUUGAUUCAGUAUAUUCCAGGUCCGGAGUACGAUGGGUGGGACGAUGUGUAA
Molecule: messenger RNA, 963 nt
Organism: Trematosphaeria pertusa
Lineage: Eukaryota; Fungi; Ascomycota; Dothideomycetes; Pleosporales; Trematosphaeriaceae
Exons: 1
Coding region: 1-963 (320 amino acids)
Molecular function (GO): metal ion binding
Source: RefSeq, a predicted model, not a curated record